Trichoderma citrinoviride is the source of this 735-nucleotide messenger RNA. RefSeq lists its product as hypothetical. Gene Ontology annotation, molecular function: protein binding. Bases 1 to 735 code for a protein of 244 amino acids. The record is from RefSeq and is a predicted model, not a curated record. Lineage: Eukaryota; Fungi; Ascomycota; Sordariomycetes; Hypocreales; Hypocreaceae. The transcript has 2 exons.
AUGCGUCGUCUACAUGUCCUAUUCCUACUCCGGCUGCAACGUAUUUUCAAAAGCCGCCGCCGUCACCAAAAACACCUUCAAGUCAUCUUGCACCUUCAACAGGACAUUCUCCUUCUCAUUAUUGACAAUCUAGCCCUCCAUGAUAGAUUCCUUCUUUCGCACACCUGCAAAGCCUUCCGGCACAUUACACUUCAAGACUGGCGCGCCGUCGUUCCACGAGUUUCCUUGGAGGACAAGCGUUUGGAACAUUUUGGACAGUCUUACGAAGCGGAGCCAAAGAUCAAUAACAGACAAUUUUUGUUACGCGAGACGUGGAAUCUCAGCAAGAGGCAGAUUAUGGGUUAUAAGAAACAGAUGAGCGAGAUCACGCAGCUCGAGCAUAUGGCUCUCCUCACGGACGCCACUGUAGUCGAGGAUGAGAUUGAGUUGGCUCUCCAAUCACCGGGCCGAUGGAGAUACAACUCCUGCAUGCGCUGCCACACAGAUUCCGGCGUCAUGAUAUCCCCGGACGAGAAAACGGCGACAAUCCAGGCCUGGCACAAUUUUGGCGGGGAAGAGUCACCAAUGGAUGCGAAUUGGAGGGCAUUUGCGGACAAUGAGUACGAUACAGUCUUUGACUGCUUCACGCGCAAUGCGCACCUCCAUCAGCGCCAUGGUGGUGUUCGGGAGUUGUGGUUCGAGGACACCCCCGAACAGUUGCCCCAGAGAGUACGAUAUUUGCUCUACAUGUGGUAA